Plenodomus lingam JN3 is the source of this 675-nucleotide messenger RNA. RefSeq lists its product as uncharacterized. Lineage: Eukaryota; Fungi; Ascomycota; Dothideomycetes; Pleosporales; Leptosphaeriaceae. The record is from RefSeq and is a predicted model, not a curated record. Gene Ontology annotation, cellular component: membrane.
AUGCCCACCAAACUGAUGAUGGUCUUUGUCGUCAUGGACCUCAUCUUCGCCGGAUGUGGAGGAUUGUUACUGGCCUUCUCUCUGAUAUCUGAGCAGACGAUGCGGGACUCGCCGACGCUCGACAAUGUCACACAACAUAUACUGCUGGGCCAGUGUCCGUUGACAGCUGGCGUCGUCAACGCAAUCUUCGUCUUCGUCACCUUUUUGCUGUCCCUCCCCGCCCUCUUCCUACCCACUAACAGAGGCUGGCUCCGCGCCCAAGGCUGGCUGGUCGUCUUCUGCGCCACCUUUACGCUUGGACUUGGACUGACCGUUUGGGUGGAAACGCUGCAAAUCCGUCGAAAUCUGAGCCUGCUUUGGGGUCGCGAGACGCCCCUGAUUCAGAGCCUGCUACAACAAAAGUUCGACUGUUGCGGCUAUGUCAACUCGACCACGCCUCCAUUUGUCCAGGACAGCACAUGCCUCAACACCCUAGUCGCCGCGCAAAAAGGGGGCUGCAUCGCCAAGUUCUCGUCCUUUGCCAACAGCUACCUCGACCAAAUCUUCACGGCUGCCUUUGGCAUUGUCGGCGUCGACUUCAUCUUGGUGCUCUGCGUGGCCAUGGUGCUCAAGUACAGAUUGGAGCAGGAACGGUACAGACAUAUUGAUCAGAAGAACGGUCUGGGUGGGAUUUAG